UUGGGAGUGAAAUCGUCCCAAUCUUUCGUCCCAAUCUUGAUGUCAUUUGCGUAUGAUGGGGGCAAGGGCAUCGUCCUCGAGCGCGAUACGUGCUCGCGGGGGUCAGGGCGUCAAAUGAGCGAAGUGCCGCCUGCGCUGCGCGAAAGAUAGCGGCCGGAUAUUGCAUGUUCCGCGGAGUCCUCGCCGCCGUCCCCACGCCCUUCAGCGCUGAUGGCCUUUCCCUCGACCUGUCGAAAAUCCAGCCCCUCGUGGAUCGUCUAGCCGACGCCAAUUGCACCGGUGUCGUGGUAACGGGCACCACGGGCGAGUUCACCUCCCUUACACCCGAAGAGCACAAGGCCGUCAUAAGAGCCUAUGUGGCUGCGGUAGGCGAUCGCCCCUUGAAUGUCGUCGCGGGCUUCGGUGCGCUCAACACGCGCGCUGCGGAGGAGAUGGCGCAAUGGUGCGCUCAGACGCGGGGCAUUGAUGCCAUCAUGGUCGUGCCGCCCUUCUACGAGCGUCUCUCCUUCGAAGCGCUGCAAUUCUUUCUAUGUGCCGUCUCGACGGCGUGCGGUAGCUUGGAUAUUGUCUACUACCACGUCCCCUCGGCUACGGGGCUCCCCCUCACCGCCGACCAGAUGCGAGAGUUGGCCAAGAUACCGCGAAUGCGCUACAUCAAGGACACGUCGGGCAAUGCUCCCCACGCCAUCGACCAUGUAUGCAACACUGCUGCUGGGCAGAGGAUGGCCCACUUCAACGGCACGGACACCUUUACCUUUGCCGCUCUGGCCAUGGGCGCAGAGGGCGUCGCAUGGGGUGUCGCGUCCGUUGCGCCGUACGAGUCAGUAGCUCUUUAUCAGGCUCUGGUCGAGGAGCAGGACCUCAAACAGGCAAAGGAGAUCUGGUCACUCCUAUAUCCUAUUGCCGCGUGCCUCGAGUCGGUCAACUACCCUGCGGGAGUCAAGGCUGCGCUCGAUGUGCUGGGCCUGCCCAUGGGUCCUGUACGCGCCCCUACUCUGCCCUUGUCAGGCGACGAUGUUGCGCGUCUCAAGGGUGUGGUUGCUCGUGUCAAAAAGUAGACGUGCGUACACGCCAGCGCUGGUUGCUACAUUUUCGCUUUUCCUGUGCUCUCAAGCGUCCUGUACAUUCCAUCGCUGCCCAUCAAAGCCAGGUGCUCCCUCUUUAUCUCGCCUACCCGACGACAGCCCAUCAGCGCCAUGACGAUCCUGAACUCCUCUUCCAACAGAUUGAGCGCCAGCCUCACCCCUUCCUCACCCUUGUAUGCGAGGCCCCAGACCGCGGGUCGACCGAUCCAGACGUGCUGAGCGCCGA
Jaminaea rosea is the source of this 1311-nucleotide messenger RNA. RefSeq names its product aldolase. The record is from RefSeq and is a predicted model, not a curated record. Gene Ontology annotation, molecular function: 4-hydroxy-tetrahydrodipicolinate synthase activity. Bases 165 to 1058 code for a protein of 297 amino acids. NCBI's taxonomy places the organism in Eukaryota, Fungi, Basidiomycota, Exobasidiomycetes, Microstromatales. The transcript has 2 exons.